Messenger RNA from Kazachstania africana CBS 2517, 957 nucleotides. It is a transcript of the gene RAS1, whose product is annotated as Ras family GTPase RAS1. The transcript has a single exon. Gene Ontology annotation, molecular function: GDP binding; GTPase activity; GTP binding. The coding region runs from base 1 to 957 and encodes 318 amino acids. Gene Ontology annotation, cellular component: plasma membrane. The record is from RefSeq and is a predicted model, not a curated record. NCBI's taxonomy places the organism in Eukaryota, Fungi, Ascomycota, Saccharomycetes, Saccharomycetales, Saccharomycetaceae. Gene Ontology annotation, biological process: signal transduction.
AUGUCCUUGAAUAAGUCCAAUAUAAGAGAAUACAAGCUAGUCGUUGUUGGUGGCGGUGGUGUAGGUAAAUCCGCAUUGACUAUUCAAUUGAUUCAUUCACAUUUCGUAGACGAAUAUGAUCCCACCAUUGAGGAUUCGUAUAGGAAACAAGUCGUGAUAGAUAAUAAAGUCACAAUUUUAGAUAUUCUAGAUACUGCUGGUCAAGAAGAAUACUCCGCUAUGAGAGAACAGUACAUGAGAACAGGUGAGGGUUUCUUACUCGUAUAUUCUGUCACUUCGAGAACUUCUUUCGAAGAAUUGAUGACUUACUAUCAACAAAUUCAAAGAGUUAAAGACUCUGAUUACAUCCCUGUGGUCAUUGUAGGUAAUAAAUCCGAUCUAGAAGAUGAAAGACAGGUCUCAUACGAAGAUGGUCAACAUAUUGCAACACAAAUGAACGCACCUUUCUUGGAAACUUCUGCCAAGCAGGCAAUUAACGUCGAAGAAGCUUUCUAUAGUCUUGUGCGUCUUGUUAGGGAUGAUGGUGGCAAAUACAACAAGAAAAAUGUGGAAACUGAAAAUGAUAUCAAUUAUGAACAGUUUUCCACUGUGAAAGAUACUAAUCAACAAUUAAAUGCUCCUGAUAGUACAGGUCGCACUCAUAUAGGCCCUGGUGGCUCACAUGUAUUAAAAAAUGUCCAAAACCCACAAGAUAAUUUUACAAAUAUUCAACAAACUUCUGAUAAUAUAACCAAUGACGAUAUGAAUAACUUACCACAAGACGCCAAUGCCACAUUACAAGCUCCUCAAGUACAGCCCUUACCACAACAGGCAGAUGCGUCCAAUGCACAAACUGACGCCGGCGGAAGAGUCUCAAAUGUAAGUAAACAAGCAAGAGUCAAUCAAUCAACUAAACCGACUGCUUCAGAUAAUGCAGCCAAGAAAUCUUCGGGUGGUGGCUGUUGUGUGAUCGUAUAG